GAUGGUUGGUUCCAUACAUUACAUAUCAGGUCUUCAGCAGGAUAAGAGUCAAGUAUCAAAGUAUGGGGUACACUCAACGCAUCCGUGGACCUCAAGGACCGGAUGUACAAGCAUGCAUAUUCCCCGGCGCUACGGGUGGUAAAACAGCCAAUAGAUCAGGCAAUCCAGGAAUUUCUAUGACUACGACUCGCUACACCGGGGGGAAUGGUCAGUUGAUGAUCACGAAAACGCUUGCCCGUCCCGGAACCUGUGGCCAUUAGACAUUGGUCAACCCUUGGUGCAUCGAAGCUUGAUGCACCGGUCUGCCCUGAGUUUCCCCUCUCUUCCCUCGUGCUUUUCAAUAAUCUGUUUUGAAUUAUUAAAAUGAUUUCUAACUGACU
This is a messenger RNA of Aspergillus pseudotamarii, 380 nucleotides long. RefSeq lists its product as uncharacterized. The transcript has a single exon. The coding region runs from base 63 to 260 and encodes 65 amino acids. The record is from RefSeq and is a predicted model, not a curated record. NCBI's taxonomy places the organism in Eukaryota, Fungi, Ascomycota, Eurotiomycetes, Eurotiales, Aspergillaceae.